This is a messenger RNA of Galdieria sulphuraria, 1390 nucleotides long. RefSeq names its product (E)-4-hydroxy-3-methylbut-2-enyl-diphosphate synthase. The transcript is spliced from 2 exons. Lineage: Eukaryota; Rhodophyta; Bangiophyceae; Galdieriales; Galdieriaceae. The record is from RefSeq and is a predicted model, not a curated record. Gene Ontology annotation, biological process: terpenoid biosynthetic process; isopentenyl diphosphate biosynthetic process, methylerythritol phosphate pathway. Bases 8 to 1345 code for a protein of 445 amino acids. Gene Ontology annotation, molecular function: 4-hydroxy-3-methylbut-2-en-1-yl diphosphate synthase activity (ferredoxin); iron ion binding.
UCUUGGAAUGACAGUGCAUAGAGACCAGGACCGUGUUGUCACCAACAACACAAAAAGCCUACCCAAGGAUUACUUCAAAGACCAAGUUGGAUGGAAUAAUUGGGAUAUGGAAGGUUCCAUUCCCAGAAGGAAAACUAGGCCUGUUUGGGUGGGUGAUGUUUGUAUAGGAGGUGGUUCUCCUGUAGUUGUUCAAAGCAUGAUUAACGAAGAUACUCUGCAGAUUGACCGUUGCGUAACCGCUAUUCGUAAUUUGCACGAAGCAGGUUGUGAGAUAGUGAGACUUACUGUUCCUAGCUUGGCACAUGCUUACGCAGUUGGUUUUAUCAAACAAAAGUUGAAGGAGACUUAUCAAGACGUUCCUCUAGUAGCUGACGUUCAUCACAAUGGUUUAAAAAUAGCUUUAGAAGUAGCAAAACAUGUUGAGAAGGUUCGUAUCAAUCCUGGUCUUUAUGUUUUUGAGAAAAGAGACCCAAACAGAACGGAGUAUACUAAGAAGGAAUUUCAAAGCAUGAAGGACAAGUUGAAAGAAACUUUGAAGCCUUUAAUCGUGACACUAAGAGACCAAGGCAAAGCAAUGCGUAUUGGAGUUAAUCAUGGAUCGCUUUCAGAACGGAUGCUUUUUACAUUUGGAGAUACCCCACAAGGCAUGGUAGAGAGUGCUUUAGAAUGUAUUCGUGUUUGUGAAGAACUUGAUUUUCACAACCUGGUUAUCUCCAUGAAGGCUUCCAAAGUUCCAGUUAUGUUAGCAGCUUAUCGUUUAUUAGCCAAGAGAAUGGAUGAGGAAGGUUUUCAUUAUCCUUUUCAUUUGGGAGUUACGGAAGCAGGAGACGGGGAAUACGGUCGUAUAAAGUCGACUUUAGGCAUUGGUACUCUUUUAGCGGAAGGAAUUGGAGACACUAUUCGCGUUUCAUUGACUGAAGAUCCUGUAAAAGAGAUUUCUGUAUGUUAUGGUAUUCUACAAGGACUUGGUUUGCGGAGAACAAUGGUGGAAUAUGUGGCAUGUCCAUCUUGUGGUAGGACUUUAUUUCAUAUUGAAGAUGUUCUUCAUCAGGUAAGGGAAGCUACAAAGCAUAUGCCAGGAUUGAGCAUAGCCGUAAUGGGAUGCAUUGUGAAUGGCCCGGGAGAGAUGGCGGAUGCAGAUUAUGGAUAUGUUGGAAAGACGCGUGGUUAUAUUUCUCUUUAUCGUGGAAAAGAAGAAAUCCGUGUGGUGAAGGAAGAAUAUGGAGUGAAAGAGCUAAUUAACUUAUUAAAGCAAGAUGGAGUUUGGAAAGAUCCUCCCUAUGAAGCGAAUGGAGCCAAUGAGCAGCAUGCCGACAUGUUUAGUGGUGGAAAUGGAAAACCUUGAGAGUAUAUUUAGUGUAAAAGGAAGCAUAAAAUAUUGAUAAGAGCU